Miscanthus lutarioriparius is the source of this 1404-nucleotide messenger RNA. The record is from the annotation of a GenBank genome assembly. Lineage: Eukaryota; Viridiplantae; Streptophyta; Magnoliopsida; Poales; Poaceae.
AUGGGGGCGUUCUUGAGCUCCGCCGCCAGCAAGGACCAGCAGUGGGAGCACGACGAAGCUCCACGACCAGAUUCCUCCAAGAAGAUGCGGGUUUCGAUCCCUCUCUGCAGCCACGGCCACCCGAGGCUGAUCCCGGGGCUCCCGGAUGAGAUCUCUCUGCAAAUCCUCGCGAGGAUGCCGCGGAUGGGGUACCUGAAGGCCAAGAUGGUCUCCCAGAGCUGGAAGGCGGCGGUAACCGGCGCAGAGCUGUACCGGCUGAGGAAGGAGCUUGGCGUGGCCGAAGAGUGGCUGUACAUACUGAUGAAGAUGGCAGAUGAUCAGAAGCUGGUUUGGCACGCUUUCGAUCCGGUUAGCAACCAAUGGCAGAGGCUGCCACUCAUGCCUGGGAUCAGUCAUAGCAGAGUCUAUGGGUUGGGCUUGGGGGAUCUGGUGAGCGCUGGCAUAAGGAUCUUUGACAUUAUCAGAGGCUGGCUUGGUCAGAAGGAAUUGUUAGGCAGUAUACCAUUCUGUGGCUGUGCCGUCGGCACUGCUGAUGGCUGCCUCUAUGUUUUGGGUGGGUUCUCUAGAGCUUCCACAAUGAAAUGCGUGUGGAGGUAUGAUCCCUCUGUCAAUUCAUGGCAGGAGGUGAGCCCGAUGAGCACCGGGCGUGCCUUUUGCAAGACUAGCCUGUUGAACAGCAAGCUGUAUGUUGUUGGUGGUGUGAGCAAAGGCAAGAAUGGGUUAGCUCCGCUGAAAUCCGCUGAAGUGUUUGACCCGGCAACUGGGGUUUGGGCUGAGGUGCCAGAUAUGUUAUUCUCCAAAUCGCAAGCUCUACCGAUGGCCUUAGCUGAUCUACUGAAGCCUAUUGCUACCGGAGUGACCUCAUACAGAGGGAAGCUGUAUGUUCCUCAGAGCCUUUAUUCCUGGCCCUUUGCUGUUGAUGUUGGUGGAGAGAUCUUUGAUCCUGAGACAAAUUCAUGGGAACAAAUGCCUACGGGCAUGGGUGAAGGUUGGCCUGCAAGGCAGGCUGGAACGAAAUUGAGUGCUGUUGUAGAUGGCAAUCUGUAUGCCUUGGAGCCAGCAACUUCUUCUGGCAGUGCCAAGAUAAAGAUGUACGAUGCUCAAGAGGAUACUUGGAAGGUUGCUGUAAGCCAGGUACCUGUUGGGGCCUUUGCCGAGUCAGACAGUCCUUACUUGCUUGUUGGAUUUCUUGGAAAGCUCCAUUUGAUCAUCAAGGAUGCGGGUAGCAGAAUCGAUGUCAUGCAAACGGACUCUCUGAAACCAAUGGAUUCACCAGCCCUUUUGACUGGCAUAACAUGCCAAGUCCCAGAUGUCUCCUUGGAACAAGCAGAUGUUUGGAAAGCCAUUGCGUCGAAAAGUAUCACAACUGCUGAACUUGUCAGCUGUCAGGUUCUUAGCAUUUGA